Tachysurus fulvidraco (yellow catfish) is the source of this 3742-nucleotide messenger RNA. RefSeq names its product ArfGAP with SH3 domain, ankyrin repeat and PH domain 2b (gene asap2b). Bases 352 to 3660 code for a protein of 1102 amino acids. Gene Ontology annotation, biological process: positive regulation of GTPase activity. NCBI's taxonomy places the organism in Eukaryota, Metazoa, Chordata, Actinopteri, Siluriformes, Bagridae. Gene Ontology annotation, molecular function: GTPase activator activity; protein binding. Gene Ontology annotation, cellular component: cytoplasm. The transcript has 28 exons. The record is from RefSeq and is a predicted model, not a curated record.
GUGUGUGUGAGAGAGAGAGAGAGAGAGAGAGAGAGAGAGAGAGAGAGAUCGAUCGAUCGAUCAGCGGUGGAUUAUCAGUGGAACAAAGAUGGAGAUCUCUAACUUCUCCUUAGAGACUCUUAUUGUUCCUUAGUGUUACUUUUUUAUUUACUCCUAUGUAUUAGAUAGCAGUAGUUUUUUGUUUGUUUUUUGUUAGUUUGUUUUUUUUUGUUUGUUUUUACUAAAAACUCUACCAAAUUGUCUUAACUCACUUUCUAAACUUGUGUCCAUAUCGCAGUCUGAUCUUCUUCCUCUUUACUGUUUUAUUCAUUUUUUUAAUUAUUAUUAUUUUGAGCGUUGUUAAAAGAAAUCAUGCCGGACCAGCUGACAGUGUCUGAGUUUAUGGACAUCACCCAUGAGGAUUAUAAAGCUCCUACAACAUCGAUCUUCACCACCAGAAUGGGACAUUGUCGCAAUACAGUGGCUGGACUCGAGGAGGCUCUUGAUGCAGACCGGAGUAUUCUGAGCAAAAUGAAGAAGUCUGUCAAGGCCAUAUACAGCUCUGGUCUAACUCAUGUGGAGAAUGAAGAUCAGUACAUUCAGUCUCUGGAGAGGUUUGGGGAGGCGUGUGUGAGUAGAGACAACAUGGAUGUGGCAUCGGCAUUCCUCAAGUUUGCUGUUUUCACCAAAGAACUCACAGCACUCUUUAAGAACUUACUACAGAAUAUGAACAACAUCAUCACCUUUCCUUUAGACAGUCUGUUGAAAGGAGACCUGAAAGGAGUGAAAGGGGAUUUAAAGAAGACCUUCGAUAAAGUCUGCAAGGACUAUGAGACCAAAUUUAAUAAGAUUGAAAAAGAGAAGCGGGAGCAUGCCAAGCAGCAUGGGAUGAUAAGGACAGAGGUCAGUGGAGGAGAGAUCGCUGAGGAGAUGGAAAAAGAGAGACGAGCCUUUCAGCUCCAGAUGUGUGAGUAUCUCAUCAAAGUGAAUGAAAUCAAAAUCAGGAAGGGGGUUGACUUGGUGCAGAACCUCAUUAAAUAUUUUCAUGCCCAGUGCAAUUUCUUUCAGGAUGGGUUAAAAGUUGUCGAGAAUCUUAAACCAACCUUGGAAAAACUGUCCACGGACUUAUUAGGGGUUAAACAAGCACAAGAAGGAGAAAAGAAGCAGCUGAUUCAGCUUCGAGAUAUGCUGAAGUCUUCUAUACAAGCAGAACAAAAAGAUGACUCUCAGAACAAACAGAGCUUAGGCUACAGUCUCCACCAGCUGCAAGGUAACAAGGCUGAUGGUACAGAACUCUCUGGGAUGCUCUCCAAACGCAGCGAAGGGCUGCGGAAGGUGUGGCAGAAAAGGAAGUGCUCAGUGAAAGGUGGAUAUUUGACCAUUUGCCAUGGAACAGCGAACACACCACCAGCCAAACUCAACCUGUUAACCUGCCAAGUGAAAUGCAAUCUUGAGGAAAAGAAGAGCUUUGAUCUCAUCUCCCAUGACCGUACAUAUCAUUUUCAGGCAGAAGAUGAAUCUGAAUGUCAAAAAUGGGUGUCUGUGCUGCAGAACAGUAAAGAAGAGGCUCUGAACAAUGCAUUUAAAGGGGAGCAGGAUGAGGGCGAGAACAAUAUCGUGCAGGAGCUUAGCAAAGCCAUCGUGUGUGAAGUGAAGAGGAUGAGUGGCAACGAUGUAUGCUGUGACUGUGGAGCUCCAAAUCCAACUUGGCUGUCCACUAACCUGGGCAUUUUGAUCUGCAUCGAAUGCUCGGGUAUCCAUCGGGAAAUGGGGGUGCAUUACUCCAGAAUACAGUCUCUGACUUUAGAUGUGCUGGGAACAUCUGAACUCUUGCUGGCAAGGAAUGUGGGAAAUGCAGGCUUCAAUGACAUCAUGGAGGCAAAACUAUCAGGGGAAGAAAUAGCCAAACCCAACCCCUCUAGUGACAUGCAGAGCCGCAAAGAUUUCAUCACAGCUAAAUACAUAGAGAAGCGCUUUGCUCAGCGCAGACGUACUGAUGCGACUGCCAAACUGCGCAGUCUGUAUGAAGCUGUGAAGAGCCGUGACAUCUUCUCCCUGCUGCAGGUGUACGCAGAUGGAGUGGACCUGACCGAGACCUUCCCUAUGGCCAGUGAACACGAGCAGGGUGAGACAGCGCUACAUCUGGCCGUACGAAUAGUUGACAGAAACUCCCUCCAUAUUGUAGACUUCCUUGUCCAGAACAGUGGGAAUCUGGACAAACAAACUGUAAAAGGAAGCACAGUAGCUCAUUACUGCUGCCUGACAGACAACAGCGAGUGUCUGAAACUUUUACUGAGGAGCAAAGCCUCUGUUGCCAUGACCAAUGAAGCUGGAGAGACACCACUGGAUGUUGCCAGGAGGAUGAAGCACACACAGUGUGAGGAGCUGUUGACACAGGCACAGACUGGCAAGUUUAAUGUCCAUGUGCAUGUGGAGUAUGAGUGGUGCUUGCACAAUGAAGACCUGGAUGAGAGUGACGAUGAAAUGGAGGACAAGCCGAUCCCUCAGAAGCGAGAUGAGCGUCCUGUAAGCUGCUUUAUCCCAGGCAACACCUCGAUGCAACCCAACAUGACUGCCCUGGCCCGGGAUGUGGUCAACGCUGUCCGGGAAAAGCAGAGAAGCUUCAUCCCCAGCAUGAUGUGUAACGAGACCUACGGCACCAUGAUGGAUCUCAGUCCCCCUCCUUCUAACAUACUCACUGUCCCCAUACCACAGUUCCCUCCACGCAACCCAGUCAUGGGAAUUGCCAGCUGGAAGUCUAAGGAGACAGUUGGGAGGCAACGAUCCUCUUCAGACCCUCCCAAUCCGUCCAGCCCAGACAGCAACGUCUAUGUUCUUCCUCCUGCUCCGCCACCUCCUCCUCCUCCUCCUCCUCCUCCAGCUGUUAAGAAGCCGAAUAUCCCGGAACUAAAGAUCCAAACAAAGAAUACUCCUCUGCCCCCAUUGCCAGUCCUGCCCAAUGUUCAGAAGCCUCCUGCUCCCACUAUUCCCACUGCCCCACCACUUAUUCCAGUGCCCCCUCCUCCUCCAAUGCCUCCACCUCCAUUCAAACCAAGACCACCAACUGUACCAAUACAGCCCAGAGUCCCUACAUUCAAACCUAUCCCAGGAACUGAGAAAAAAGCUCCCAAACUGCAACCAGUUAGAUCUAGGCCGGAUGAAACAACCGAAAAAGAUUCUUCCCAGUCAGCACCGAGUUCUGUAUCACCAUCACCCCCUGCUCCACCUCCUGUCCCUAAACAUAGAGGGCCACAAACUAAAAAUAAACUUAAGCGUGUGAAAGCUAUCUACAAGUGUGUGGCUGAUAACUCAGAUGAGCUGACAUUCAGUGAGGGAGAGGUGAUCAUAGUAGAUGGAGAGGAGGACAAAGAGUGGUGGGGCACAUUGAAGGGGAUCCAACCAGAAGAGGAGCUUUCCCUGUUUCUUUUGUGCACUUCAUCAGUGACUGAUAUUAGCCAAGGUCUGAGCUGGACACUGAAACUGCUGCUGCAGUGUUUGGGAUUUUAUCUCACAUACUGCCAUGUUCCCAUUCUGAGGUUUAAUACAAUAAAGAAGGGAAUUAAUCACUUAAGCUUCCUUUUAUUGUUAGUUAUCUUGCCCAAGCAAUUUACUCCAAAGAACUGCUGGAUUUCUAUUCUGGUGUUUAAAGAUUAUUUAGUAUGUUUCAGAUUUUGGUUGUAGAGCAACCUGUAAUCUCAUGUAACUCUUCAUGUUUACUGUAAACUCUGUUACUGCACAGUCAUUAAAUAUUUUGUCAUUUUCA